This is a messenger RNA of Heterocephalus glaber (naked mole-rat), 3789 nucleotides long. It is a transcript of the gene Cebpg, whose product is annotated as CCAAT enhancer binding protein gamma. The record is from RefSeq and is a predicted model, not a curated record. Gene Ontology annotation, biological process: regulation of transcription by RNA polymerase II; DNA-templated transcription. Lineage: Eukaryota; Metazoa; Chordata; Mammalia; Rodentia; Bathyergidae. Gene Ontology annotation, molecular function: RNA polymerase II cis-regulatory region sequence-specific DNA binding; DNA-binding transcription factor activity, RNA polymerase II-specific.
GUCUCCGACUCCAACAGAACUUUCCUCGUCACCAAUCGCCCUCAACUCCGAGCCGGUGUCACCCGACGCCACACCCGCCACUCCCGCCGGCCCCAAGGCGCGGAGGUCAACGCCUCUGCCCCGGGCCCGCCUCCCACAGCCAGACUGCCUGUGAUUGGCUAAUGGCGCUGCCCGUCUAGAGGGGCGGUGCAUCUCCCUCAGACCGGUGCUCUCAUUGGUCUUGGAGGCGGCGGCGGCGCGCGCCGUCCCGGCGAGGAGGGGAAGCCGGUGGCCGUGGUGGCGGAACGGGCGGUGGCUACCGGUUUCGUAAUCGUCCCACCUCCUAGCUGACUCGCGGGGUGGGAGACCUGGGUCGGGUUGGGCCGCCGCGCGGGGCCGCUCGGAGUGGAGGCCGCCUGGGGGCGGGCCGGCUGGAGGCGCAGGUACAUGUGAAGAUUUUUUGGCAGUUUAUUGUGGAAGCGACUGAUCACCUUGCUCUCAUUUCUACCUGACCUGUGUUGGCAAGGGAGAGUGCCCAAAUGAGCAAGAUAGCGCAGCAAAACAGUAGUACUCCAGGAGUGAACGGAAUAAGUGUUAUUCACACUCAGCCACAUGCCAGCGGCUUGCAGCAGGUUCCUCAGCUGGUGCCUGCUGGCCCUGGGGGAGGAGGCAAAGCCGUGCCUCCAAGCAAGCAGAGCAAAAAGAGUUCGCCCAUGGAUCGAAAUAGUGACGAGUAUCGUCAGCGCAGAGAGAGGAACAACAUGGCUGUGAAAAAGAGCAGAUUGAAAAGCAAGCAGAAAGCACAAGACACGCUGCAAAGAGUGAAUCAGCUCAAAGAAGAGAAUGAACGCUUGGAAGCAAAAAUUAAAUUGCUGACAAAAGAAUUAAGUGUACUAAAAGAUUUGUUUCUUGAGCAUGCACACAACCUUGCAGACAACGUGCAGCCCAUUAGCACUGAAACUACAACAACAAAUUCUGAUACUGCAGGACAGUAGACCUCAACCUUCCCAGACUUCACAGCUGUGGCUUGAACAUUAAAGGUGUGACCACCUACAGCACUCAGAUGUUCAUGGCUCAAUGCCAUCUUUUUCCAUUAUUCAAAGAUCCAUUGGAGGUUAUUUUCUAGGAUCAGCACUGAAGAGUUGAGUAGCAGUGUCGAUUAAAUAUAUGGCUUUAAAUGAGGUGGAUUUUUGUGGCAAUUGAAAAACAAAAAUUUUUAAAGUAUAUGGUAAACAUAUCCUGGACAAACAUAUCCUGGACCUUAAUGUUCUUAAUAAGUCCUGACUUCCCCAGAAAUACUUUUUUAAUUUGACAAAAGGAGUGGGAAACUGGCAGGUCAUGCAGAAGGUUCUCAGUUUUAAUAGAUACAAUUAAUUGGAUUUGGAAAAGUUGAAUUCCAUCUAUGUUAAUCUUACGUGAUUUCAUUCUAAAUUCUAGGGCUGUAGAAACCAAUCAUUUUGUAAUUUGGAGUGAUUUUUGAUGUCAGAUUAAGCAAAGAAGCUCCGUCACAUCUUAAAGCAAUAUGCAGUUAAAUAGCUUAAAAGUAGAAAUAACAAAAAGUAAAGCAUAUUAGGAUUAUGAUUUAGGGAUACCUUUGGGUUAUUGGAUUGGUAUUAUUUUAUGUCCUUAAAAAAAACCACCUCAUUUAUGUACCAGAGUUUUCGUUUCUGCAGAAGCUAGUAAACUGAGUUGGCUUUUUUUUUUUUGGUACCAUUUUGACAGUCAAGUUAGUAAAUAAAAUGACUUAACAGUUUGAUAACAUAAGCUACUGAUUAGGAUUUGGAAUAUUCAGCUGGUGGUUUCUUCUGUGUUCAAAAUAACUGCUAUAGGGCCAUGACUUUUAAAGGCAAAAAUUUAUUGUGAAAAAAUUAAUUGUGAAGUAACAUUUUGGUAUUAAUCUUAACCAAAUACUAGAAAAUAUAUAUCAAUUCCAUACCAUCUCCUAAAACAAGAGUUUAAGAAAACUUGAAAGUGAAGGUUUUAACCUUUAAUUUAUUUUGCUUAAAUACAUCUGUUUAUGUUUUGGGAUUUUUUUGGUGACAGUUCUUUUAGUUAGUGGGCUGUUCCCGACUUUGUGUACCACUGCUUCUUUUGAUUCAUUGUUUGCUUUUAUGUCCCAUAAAUUAUUUUGGAAAGAAAAUGCUGGUAAAACUCAGGAUAUUGACAUUUUUGUGGAGACAAAAAAAAUGGCAAUCACUAAUGUAGGGCACCUCUAGAGUCUGUUAUAUCAGUGUUGGCAGUUUAGAUUGUUAACUUUGUCUUAGAGCAUGAUGCUAGUUCAAGUCUAUUGGCUUCUGUGUAUUGUCUUGUGCCUGGGAUGGUGAUUAGACAGUCAGACGUGAUUAAGGUUUCUUAUUUGAAUGUGGCCAUUUCUGGCCACACUGCUGUUUCCUACUAGGACUUGGGAUAAUGUAACCAGACUGUAACUCAAGCUGCACCCUGGGUUUGGUGGAAGUGUGCUGACUGUGCUCUUCUCCUGGGCAGAAGAUGACAUAGUACCCUGCAACUCAGCAGAGAUUUUUAGGGCUACAAGGUCCUUGUAAAUGUGGGAUUGGAGCCAGGUGCUAUUCCAUGAACCUACUUCCCUGGAGGGCUAUUAAUUCCCAAUACAACCAAGAAAUGGUAGAUUUUUUUCCUUUUUAAGUUAGGGUCCAACAGCAGUUUACUUUGGCUGGAAUAUCGAUCUACUCAUAGGGGUUGAUAGAUAUUCAAAUAACUAGGACUUACCAACACAGUCCUACUAAAUCUAACAGCUGAUUGAUGUUGUAUAAUUAAUUGGAGAUGUAGUUAGCCCACUUGAAUCUUUAAACACCUAUAAUAGGUGUUAUAUUUUAAUCCCUUAUUUAAAAAAAUCAGAAAUGGAUGUCUACAUGAAAUUUGUGGUUACCAGUGAUAUGAAAAAAGCUGUAGGGAAAUCAAGAGUGUGUACUCAGUGUUUGAGAAAAAUUGAUUCAAGCUUUCCUAUUACCUAUGCAAAUCAGAAUUGAACACGAGCAGUCAUGCAUAGAACAAAAACGUUAACCAUUAUCUUCACUAUUUUAUUCAAGUGGUUAAGAAUGGAAGUUUUUAGUUUGGUAGAUUUAGCUACCAAAAGUGAGAGUACAGAAAUUGAGAGAAUUCAAGUAUCGAGAAUGAGUAAGUUUAGAGUUUUGGGAAUUGUAAAGUGACUGUUGUAACUUUGGUUGUGAGUUUGUAACUUAGGAACCAUUCGGAUUUGAUCUGUUUUGCAUCACUUUGGGUGGUUAAGGAUUAGGCUGUAGUAAAAGUUGCUAGCUGCAUCUCGGAAGGUGCCUUUAGACUGGUUGAGGCUGCAGAUGGUGACAGCAGAGCAGCUUUUCCUGUGUCUGGCCCCUUUCAGUUGUUGGGAUGCCAGUUCAUAUGCUUUGGACAUUACUAAGAAUUAGUAAGACUAUAAAAUAUGACUCAAUUUUUAAAAUUCAGGUCAUGAGUGUAAAAUUCUCAAAUUUAUGUAAAAAGUAGAAGUAUGUACAAUUUGAUAUUAAAAGAAAGGAAACCGUAGCAGCUUUUGAUGUUUCUUAAUCCCCAUUAGAGGGCUGAAACUUUGUACCUGAAGAACCCAUUUAGCACUCAGUGCUUUCUGAUGCCUUAGAAAUAGGAAAAGUAAUUUUUGUUUGACACAAGGUAGGAAAGAGAAAGUCCAUUCUAUGGCUAAUUAGAUCUGCCUCUCAGGAAAAAGUACUAACUUGUUCUUUUUGUUCCUGGCUUUCAGUUUGUGAGAUUACUCUAUUUUUUUAAUAUAAUUUUAUUUCUUUCAAUAAAUCUUAAAAUAAAAACUUUUUGGAACAAUGA